Penaeus vannamei (Pacific white shrimp) is the source of this 852-nucleotide messenger RNA. The record is from RefSeq and is a predicted model, not a curated record. Lineage: Eukaryota; Metazoa; Arthropoda; Malacostraca; Decapoda; Penaeidae.
AUGCUGUAUUUCCCAAGAUCAACCCCCAAGGAAGCCCCAGGAAGAGAAGCCAAAAGCCCCAAGGAAACCCCAAGGAAGCCAGGGAAGCCCCAAAGAAGCUCCAGGAAAGCCCCCCAAGGAAGCCCAGGGAAGGCCCAGGGAAGUCCUAAAGAAGCCUCAAAGAAGUACCAGAAAGCCCAAAGAAGCCCCAAAGAAACCCAAGGAAGCCCCAAAGAAUCACAAAGAAAGCCCAAGAGCCCAAGGAAGCCCCAAGGAAGCCCCAAAGAAGUACCAAGCAAGAAGCCCCAAGAAGCCCCAAGGAAGCCCCAAAGAAGCCCAAGAAAGCCCCAAAGAAGCCCCAAAGAAGCCCCAAAGAAGCCCCAAGGAAGCCCCAAAGAAGCACCAAGGAAGCCCCAAAGAAGCCCCAAAGAAAAACCAAGGAAGCCCCAAAGAAGCCCCAAAGAAGCCCCAAGGAAGAGAAGAAAGCCCCAAAGAAGCCCAAAGAACACCAAGGAAGCCCCAAAGAAGCCCCAAAGAAAAAGAAAGCCCAAAGAAGCCCAAAGAACCCAAGAAGCCCAAAGGAAGCACCAAGGAAGCAAAGAAGCCCAAAGAAACCCAAGGAAGCACCAAGGAAGCCCCGCCCCAAAGAACACCACAGGAAGCCCCAAAGAAGCCCAAUUGAAGCCCAGAAGCCCCAAGGAAGCCCCUCAAACCCCCAAAGAAGCACUAAGGAAGCCCCAAGAAAACCCCAAAGAAGCCCAAGAAGCACCAAGAAAUAGAGAAAAGCCCAAAUUCCCCAAAAGAAAGCCCCAAAGAAGCCAAAGAAACCCCAAGGCCCCAAGGAAGCCCCCAAAGAACACCUUUCUUUCGUAG